Messenger RNA from Laetiporus sulphureus 93-53, 1233 nucleotides. RefSeq names its product glycoside hydrolase family 28 protein. NCBI's taxonomy places the organism in Eukaryota, Fungi, Basidiomycota, Agaricomycetes, Polyporales, Laetiporaceae. The record is from RefSeq and is a predicted model, not a curated record. The coding region runs from base 1 to 1233 and encodes 410 amino acids. Gene Ontology annotation, biological process: carbohydrate metabolic process. Gene Ontology annotation, molecular function: polygalacturonase activity. The transcript is spliced from 12 exons.
AUGCUCUUUGCGUUCUCUCUCGCUGCGUUUGCCUUGGCGUGGGAUAAAGUUUGUGUGGUCGAGCCGCUUGGUGGAGGACGCGAUGAUGGGCCUAGUAUUAAUGAUGCGUUCUCUGAGUGCUCAAGCAACGCCGCAGUCAUCCUGUAUAGUUACUAUAGCGUAAACACGCUCCUCAAGACUGAAGGGCUAAAGAAUGUCGAUAUUGUUCUUAGCGGGACAGUGCAAUACACGCCGAACAUCGCGUAUUGGUCUCCGAAUAGUCUGUACAUGACAUACCAGAACGCAACAACGUUCUGGUUCCUCUCCGGAGACAACAUUCACCUCUAUGGUGGUGGAACCAUUGAUGGGAAUGGCCAAGUCUGGUGGGACGAGUACGCAAUUAGCGGGGACUCUGGCACGGCUGGUGGCUCCUCCACAACUUUCGCACGUCCCGUGCCGUUGACUGUGGGCAAUGCCUCUAAUGUGGUCAUCGAGAAUAUCACAGAAAUUAGUUCGCCGUUCUGGAUCGUGUACCAGAGUACGAACGUGCGCAAUGAUCUCGAGUUCUCUACAACUGCCUCGAACCGUGUUGGGUCGGCCGGCUCAGAUGGAUGGGACAUCUAUCGUUCGUCCUAUGUGACUAUAACGGACUCCACGGUAAACAAUGACGACGACUGCGUUUCUUUCAAACCGAACUCUACCAAUAUCGUCGUCAGUAAUAUGUGGUGCAACGGUUCGCAUGGUAUCUCUGUUGGUAGUCUCGGGCAGUAUGCUGGCGAAACCGACAUUGUCGAAAACGUAUACGUCUCAAAUAUAACGAUGCGCAACGCGCAGAAUGGCGCGCGUAUCAAGGUGUUCGGCGGAAACCCCAGUCCUAUGGUCCUCAUGAAUGAUGCGGAAUUAGCGAGCACGGCAGGCGGAGGCACUGGAUAUGUAAAGAACAUCACCUUCGAGAACUUUUACGUAUACAAUGUAGACAACCCGAUUUUGAUCGAUCAGUGCUACGACACCAGCGCGAGUAUGUGUGAGGAGUACCCGAGCAACCUAACUAUCUCAGACAUUCACUAUAUCAACGUGACUGGUACGUCGUCCGGGGAGGAGGGAAACGUGGUCGUCGAUUUAGACUGCUCGGACGAGUGUGAAGAUAUUACUGCGACGGGCACGCACCUAAGCGCGCCAAAUGGCACAGCAACUUAUAUCUGCGUCAAUAUCGCAAGCGUCAGUGAGCUCGACUUCAACUGUAGUUCAACUUGA